AAAAUUUAAUUAUAUAAAUUUAAUGAUUAUUAUUUGCUGUCCGGGUAGAAACCUUGAACUCACCGUAGAACUCCCCCGUCUCACCACACCCGCGACAGAAAUCAGAAAUGAAAAAAAGCUAAAGGAUAUGAAACCCUCGGACCCUUCCAUAUUCAAACCCCUUAACCUCAAUCUCUGAUAAAAAUAUAAUAUUAUAAUAAAAACCCUUUUGGUUCUUUGGAUCUCUCUCGUCUGUGUUCUCUCUUUGUUACUAGGGUUUUGCUUCGGCUUUUGCUCUGCUCUUAUUUCGUAACAAAUAUCAGAUUCCUGUUUGGUUGAUUUGGAAGCGCAAGAAAAUGGCGAGAAUAUAGAAAGAAGUUAAUUCUUUUAGUUCUGUUUUGUCCCUGAUAUCCUAGUUUGCACAAAAAAAGUCCUCAAGUGUCAGUUUCUUGGUUUGUUGCUGCAAUGGGGGAUGCAGAAAAUUCGCUUCCACCUUCAAAGAAGAGGGCUGCUGGAAGAGAAAUUUCUCGGGAUAACCCUUGUCUCGGUGAUGAGGAAGAUUCUUCUGAACAAGAGACUGGAACUUUUAAGAGGGCUAGUGAUGAAGUGUUGGCAAACAGAAGAAUAGUCAAAGUUCGCAGAAAUCAAAACACUGCAACUGCCUCAUCCAAUCCUUUUUCUGGGAUUUGCUUGGUCCCCCCUGUGGAACCGACUGUUACUCCUGCUGCACCUAGUGCGGCCCCUGAAUCCAGCACAACCACCACUGAAGUUACAGCUGAAGCACCAAUUGCUAGUGAUAAAGAAGUUACAGAAGAUGGGAAAAAUGAUGUUAACAAAUGUGAAAAGAAUGAAGAUGGAAAUAAUCAGCCAGUGGAGAAAAAAGCAGAUGAAAAGGAUUGUGAGUGUUCGAAGAGUGAAAGUGAGAAUAUUAAAAAGUCCGAAAGUAAAAAGUAUGAGCCAGUUUCUGAUGCUAUUACUGAUAAGGAAAGUGCUGAGGAUAAGGGCAGUGAUGUUGUAAAUGAAGAAACUCAAAAGGAGGCCAAUGAUGAAAAACCGUCAGGAGUUAAGACCGAGGAUGAAGAUAAGAAAGAUGACAAGACUGCAAAUGCGGAUAACAAUGAUAAGAGUAGUGAAAAUUCAUAUUCAACUGCUGAAGUUGCAUCAUUGAGUUCGUUCCAACAGCUUUCAAGUAGCCAGAAUGCCUUCACAGGACUUGCUGGCACUGGAUUUUCUGCUUCUUCAUUCUCCUUUGGAUCUACUCCAAAGGAUGGUUCUACUAGUUCUGUUCCACUUUUUGGACAGAAAAAUGACCAGCCUUCUUUUGGUUUUGGUCUUUCAACAAAUGGAAACUCUUCCCUCUUCAACACAUCAGGGACUUCUAUUGUCUCUAAGAGCGAGGGAAGUGGUUUUCCAGCCAUGCAAGAGGUUCCAGUUGAGACAGGAGAAGAGAAUGAGAAAGUGGUAUUCUCAGCUGAUUCCGUGCUGUUUGAAUUCAUAGAUGCGGGGUGGAAAGAGCGUGGGAAGGGAGAACUUAAGGUGAAUGUCUCUACAACUGGGACACAAAGAGCCAGGGUACUCAUGAGAGCUAGAGGAAAUUACAGAUUGAUUCUAAAUGCAAGUCUUUACCCGGAUAUGAAGUUGACAAAUAUGGAAAAGAGAGGUAUAUCUUUUGCCUGCAUGAAUAGUACUGGUGAAAAGAAAGAGGGGCUGUCUACAUUUGCAUUGAAGUUCAAGGAUGCUUCCAUAGUUGAAGAGUUUCGUGCAGCUGUAAUGGCACACAAAGGUAGCACAGCUUCUGUUCUGAAGACACCUGAAAAUUCUCCUAGAGCCUCGGAAGGUUGAAAGGUGUCUUCCUUGAUCUGGUCUGUCCUGAACUUGCCAGUUGCAGUAGUCCUUUUUCUUUGUGGAAGAAAGGAUCUUGCUUGGAUAUUGCUUAUUCCUAAGCCCUUAUAUGUAGCAGACAGUCAACGGAGACAAAACAAAUCCUUUUUGGUUGUAAUGUGUAACCUGCGGGAGAAUGUUCGUACUUUUUUUUUUUUGGUCAAUCCUGGAAUGCAAUGUUUAACUGUUAUAUUACAGCUGUGCCCCUGAUCUGGGAUGCAUAUGAGGAAUUGCAGUGUCGCCUAUUUCAUAUUUUCGUUAGUCCUGAACUUUUCUCUUUAUUUUAAUUAAUUCCCCCAUAGAUUCUAAGCUCCAGAGAUAGAGUUGUAUUGUAUAGUUGUAUCAAAAAGAAAAAAAAUAAAAUAAAAUUGGGUAA
This is a messenger RNA of Durio zibethinus, 2236 nucleotides long. Lineage: Eukaryota; Viridiplantae; Streptophyta; Magnoliopsida; Malvales; Malvaceae. The record is from RefSeq and is a predicted model, not a curated record.